Molecule: messenger RNA, 2630 nt
Organism: Gaeumannomyces tritici R3-111a-1
Lineage: Eukaryota; Fungi; Ascomycota; Sordariomycetes; Magnaporthales; Magnaporthaceae
Product: deoxyhypusine synthase
Exons: 3
Coding region: 216-1298 (360 amino acids)
Biological process (GO): peptidyl-hypusine biosynthetic process
Cellular component (GO): cytoplasm
Molecular function (GO): deoxyhypusine synthase activity
Source: RefSeq, a predicted model, not a curated record
GCGACACCAGAACGGAGAUUGGUCCCUUUUGACGUCAAGCCCCUGCCAGUUGUGACAAAACGAGGAUCCAUCACAUGGAUCGAGACACUAGAACGAACCGCAUGAGAUCUUGAGACCCGAAAAGCUUUUUGCCACUCAAUAAGAAGAGAGAUCCUGUGUUCCCGUGUGGAUUUUUUCUAUCAUCUUCUCAUCUGCUCCUUGCUCCGUCGCCCAUAAUGUCUCAGGAGGGGCAGCCUCCCACGCAGGCCAAGGAUGCCGUCCUGGUGCAGUCGGUCGAGAUGCCGGAGGGCUCACAAAAGGUCGAGGAGCUGGACUUCAACAAGUUCAAGGGCCGACCCAUCACCGCCGAAGAUCUGCUCGAAGGCAUGAAACACAUGGGAUUUCAAGCCUCUUCCAUGAGCGAGGCCGUCCGCAUCAUAAACGAAAUGAGAGCAUGGCGCGACCCAGAGACUGGCGAUGGAACCACCAUCUUCCUGGGCUACACGUCCAAUCUCAUCUCGUCCGGUCUGCGCGGCGUAUUCCGAUAUCUAGUCCAGCACAAGCACGUGUCGUGCAUUGUAACUACGGCUGGCGGCAUCGAGGAGGACUUCAUCAAAUGCCUGGGCGACACCUACAUGUCGUCAUUCAGCGCCGCGGGCGCCGACCUGCGAAAGAAGGGCCUGAACCGGAUCGGCAACCUCGUCGUACCUAACUCCAACUACUGCGCCUUCGAGGACUGGGUGGUGCCCAUCCUGGACAAGAUGUUGGACGAGCAGGAGGAGAGCAAGGGCAAGGGCGAUGACGCCGAGAUCAACUGGACGCCGUCGAGGGUCAUCCACCGCCUCGGCAAGGAGAUUAACGAUGAGCGCUCCGUCUACUACUGGGCCUGGAAGAACAACAUCCCCGUCUUCUGCCCGGCCCUGACGGACGGGAGCCUCGGCGACAUGCUCUACUUCCACAGCUUCAAGGCGUCCCCGCGCCAUCUCCGCAUCGACAUCGUCGAGGACAUCCGCGCCAUCAACACCAUCGCCGUCCGGGCCAAGCGCGCGGGUAUCAUCAUCCUCGGCGGCGGCAUAGUCAAGCACCACAUCGCCAACGCCUGCCUGAUGCGCAACGGCGCGGAAUCGGCCGUCUACAUCAACACGGCCCAGGAGUUUGACGGGAGUGAUGCUGGCGCCAGGCCCGACGAGGCCGUCUCGUGGGGCAAGAUCAAGAUCGGGGCUGAUGCUGUCAAGGUGUAUCUCGAGGCGACCUCGUGCUUCCCCUUUAUUGUUGCGAACACGUUCGCGAAGGAGGCGCCAACAGAGGCGACAAGAUAACCCCGUGGAUGCUUGCGCUGACGGCAUGGUUAGGUCAAGGAAAUACGUUAAAAUUGCCUGCCUGCCGAGGCACAUAUCUACUAGGGCUUUAUCGGUGUAUUCCGUCGCAAACCUGUUCGGAUAAAACCCCAAUGAGAUGUGAUAUCAAGCCAGAUAACCCCAAUCGCCUGCCAUGGUCGGAGUUGUGAUGAAGAAACCAAACCCAAAAGAAAAUAGGAACAAAACAACAUUUCCGUCGUGUACCGUCCCGACCUCAUUUCGCGCCACCUAGGCUAGACACUCGCGGGCUCCGAAUCGACUGCUUGCACCACCGUCGCGACGGACCACAACCACUGGGCUAUCCGUCGACCUCCAUUUUCGAAUCAAAUCGUCCAGUCGGGUCCAUCCGCCUCGAUUGUUCCAUCCGAAUCGUACACCCGGGUGGAUGAAGUCGAUAACUCUGUGGUCUCGGUAUCACUAUCGAGCGUCGUUUCGGAUACCACCCGCCGAGCUUCGGGAUGCCCUGCGACCUCAGGAAUGCGAAGGUGAGAAGGCCCAUCGGGCAUCUCGAAACGCCCAAUCGCCUCGUUGCCGUCUCUGCUCUUUCGAAUUUGCAUCUCGUUCUCGGUUCUCUUCACAAACUCGGCUGAGGCGCAUACGAUACAGAACGCCGGCAGCGACAUCGCAUCUCUGCUCCCACUGACGGCACCCCUGACGUUGGAAGUUGGGGGCUGGACGGACCCGGGUGUUGUGAAAAUGCCCCGACUAGCCAUGUAACUGUACCUAAAUGUCGAGGAGCAAAAGCGGAAUGCUCAUAAUGUUAGCGAUUUGACUUGCUUCCCCGUCAGGCAGGGCUAGGCUUCAUUACGAACGUCAAGUUCUCCAUGGGAAUGCGCUCCGUGCAGGAAGUUUCCGCGUUGGCAACAAGGACAGUCGCAGGUGACCGUGGUGUAGCGCCGCUGAUCCUUGGUGCUGUGUCUAGCUUGCCACCUCGGCAGCCCCAGCAUAGCAAGCACGAAGGCUCGCUAAGGGUGGAGCUAGAGCCGGAGGAAGACGGCGGUGAAUGGCCUUCAGGAUGGAUGGCGGGUAGGCAUUCGAAGCUCUGGAUGCUAUCGGCAGAUGUUCUGGGCCGCCUAUCAACCGUCGGUAUGGGGUUAGGGGUUUGAGCGAUCGGAUGGACAGGGCCUGCUGUUGCCAUCACGGCGGGCCUGGCAGAGACCCGAUGUCCACCGCCGGAGGAUCCACCUAUCAUAUCCCCAUCUCCUUUGCGUCUUCGUUGUCUGAAAUUGUAUCGAGGGCCGCCGGUAGACAUUGACAUAAGGGUUCGUGUUUAGGGCGGAGCCUGCGCCCCGG